AUGCGAGAUUUGACACCAGCUGAUAGAGCAGCUAGGACAUGCUGCAAGGGAAGAUCUGAGUUGAGUCCGAGGAGUGAUUCUAUUCCUUUGUGUGCAUUACAACAAAGAUCAGUUAUCAGCCCUUGUCAUAGUGGUUGGCCAUCCUUGGCUGAACCUUCUGGAUGCCGAAUCUGUGAUUCAGUUCUUGACUUAGAUGAUUUCUCUGGUUUGAAAAAAAAGAAAAAGAAAAAAAAGCCAUUCAAUUUGGAGGAGAUAGAAUCAAAUUUACCUGAAUUUGAAACAAAGGAUGAGUCUAAUAUAUUAAUCACAGAUGAAAAAGGGAUGGACGAAGCUGGUUUAGAUGAUGACUUGGAUUUUAGUCUUCCAAAAAAGAAGAAAAAAAAGAAGAAAAUCAAUAUUGAUGAACUUGAAUCAGAAUUUGCUGUUGCUGAUGAUGAGGAUGAUGAUGACACAAAGUUUGAAGAUGAUGCGGAGCCUAAGAUUUCAACAUUUAUUUCUUCUAGCUCUUGGAUUGGGACUGACAGAGAUUAUACUUACGACGAGCUUUUAGUGAGGGUCUUUAACAUUAUGAGAGAAAAGAAUCCUGAUAUGGUUGCAGGAGAAAAGCGUAGAUUUAUAAUGCGGCCACCACAGGUUCUGAGAGUUGGUACAAAAAAGACUUCAUUUGCAAAUUUUUUGGAAAUUUGUAAAAUGGUUCACAGACAACCAAGACAUUUGCAAGCCUUUCUUUUAGCAGAAUUGGGUACAAGUGGUUCUGUGGAUGCUAAUAAUCAGCUAAUAAUCAAAGGCCGAUUUCAACAAAAGCAAAUUGAAAAUGUCUUAAGACGUUAUAUUAAGGAAUAUGUCACGUGUCAUACUUGUCGUUCUCCAGAUACAAUUCUACAGAAAGAUACAAGGCUGUUCUUCUUACAGUGUGAAACGUGUGGUUCGCGUUGUUCUGUCGCUAGUAUAAAAUCUGGUUUCCAGGCUGUGACUAGUAAACGUGCGGCUAUUCGAGCUAAAACAGCUUAAUCUGAAAAUAACUUUUGUACGUUUAUUUUAUAAAAUAAAAUAUGCAAUAAUUGUGAUUUUGAUAUAAGGUUAUACCUUUUACAAAUGAAAAAGGUGCUUUUGCUCCUCUUGUAGAGUUUUGACCAUCAACGAGAAAAUAAGGUGCCGGAAUGAAAUACAUUUUGACGUUAAAUAAAUUAUGUUCUGAAAUAUA
Messenger RNA from Stegodyphus dumicola, 1204 nucleotides. Its product is annotated as eukaryotic translation initiation factor 2 subunit 2-like. Gene Ontology annotation, biological process: formation of translation preinitiation complex; translational initiation. Gene Ontology annotation, cellular component: eukaryotic translation initiation factor 2 complex. Lineage: Eukaryota; Metazoa; Arthropoda; Arachnida; Araneae; Eresidae. Gene Ontology annotation, molecular function: translation initiation factor activity; translation initiation factor binding; mRNA binding. The record is from RefSeq and is a predicted model, not a curated record.